Messenger RNA from Gasterosteus aculeatus aculeatus (three-spined stickleback), 2577 nucleotides. Its product is annotated as guanine nucleotide-binding protein G(i) subunit alpha-2. Gene Ontology annotation, cellular component: cytoplasm; heterotrimeric G-protein complex. Gene Ontology annotation, biological process: G protein-coupled adenosine receptor signaling pathway; gamma-aminobutyric acid signaling pathway; adenylate cyclase-inhibiting G protein-coupled receptor signaling pathway. The record is from RefSeq and is a predicted model, not a curated record. Lineage: Eukaryota; Metazoa; Chordata; Actinopteri; Perciformes; Gasterosteidae. Gene Ontology annotation, molecular function: GTPase activity; G-protein beta/gamma-subunit complex binding; G protein-coupled receptor binding.
CAUCGCCCCGCCCACUCCACACCACCCCGCUGUGAAGCGCGCACCUGUUUUUAAUUGAACUAAGGCGACAGGUUGCGCGAGCGACACCGAUGCGACCGAGUCCCGGCAGGAGAACCGCGGAACACCGGAGGAGGAGGUGGUGUUUGUGGGGAUAAAAAAAAAAAGUACCGCAGCAGCCCCGCGACCAAAGGAACGUGUGGCGGAGCAGACAGCCGGGGCGUCCCGUCAAUGGUUGCGGGACGGAGGGCUGUGAGCGGUGCGGGGAAAACCCAAACAUUUGGAUCUCCUACUUGAACAGGACGGAGCCGGAGCUGCGUUCUCAUCGUCGCCCUCUCCUCCUCCUCCUCCUCCUUCUCCUCCUCCUCCUCCUCCGGCGCGCUGAGGCCGUCAGCGUUGAAAAAGCCUUUUUCUCGCCGCGUGCGGUCGGUGCGCCCCUGCGUUUGGAGCCAUGGGCUGCACGGUGAGCGCCGAGGACAAGGCUGCCGCGGAGAGGUCCAAGACCAUUGACAAAAACCUCCGGGAGGACGGAGAGAAGGCGGCCCGGGAGGUGAAGCUGCUCCUGUUGGGUGCUGGAGAAUCCGGGAAGAGCACGAUCGUUAAGCAGAUGAAGAUCAUCCAUGAAGAUGGCUACUCAGAAGAUGAGUGCAAGCAGUACCGAGCAGUGGUUUUCAGUAAUACCAUCCAGUCUAUUAUGGCCAUCGUUAAAGCCAUGGCCACUCUCAAGAUCGACUACAGCAGCCCUGCAAGAUUGGACGAUGCCCAGCAGCUCUUUGCCCUGUCUGCAGCUGCUGAGGAGCAGGGAAUCUUUCCCGACGAUCUGUCCAACGUGAUGAGGCGGCUGUGGGGGGACAGCGGCAUACAGGGUUGCUUUGCACGGUCACGAGAAUACCAACUCAACGACUCUGCAGCGUAUUACCUGAAUGACCUGGAGAGGAUCGCUAAAGCAGAUUACAUCCCUUCCCAGCAAGAUGUGCUGCGAACUCGGGUCAAGACCACCGGCAUCGUGGAGACUCACUUCACUUUCAAGGAACUGCACUUCAAAAUGUUUGAUGUCGGAGGGCAACGCUCGGAGAGGAAGAAGUGGAUCCACUGUUUUGAAGGAGUUACAGCCAUUAUAUUUUGUGUUGCGCUGAGUGCCUACGACCUGGUACUGGCUGAAGAUGAGGAGAUGAACCGAAUGCACGAGAGCAUGAAGCUGUUUGACUCCAUCUGUAACAACAAGUGGUUCACUGAGACCUCCAUCAUCCUCUUCCUCAACAAGAAGGACCUCUUUGAGGAGAAGAUCACUCGCAGCCCCCUCACCAUCUGCUUUCCGGAAUACACAGGAGCCAACAAGUUUGAUGAAGCAGCGAGUUACAUUCAGACCAAGUUUGAGGACCUAAACAAGAAAAAGGACACAAAGGAGAUCUACACCCACUUCACCUGCGCCACCGACACCAAGAACGUGCAGUUUGUCUUUGACGCCGUCACUGACGUCAUUAUUAAGAACAACCUAAAAGACUGUGGUCUUUUUUGAAGGGCAAUGCCUGAUGCACACGCACUGCAUGAGAGACUGCAACAGCCAUGUGACGAUAACUGCUUUUCAUACUGAAAACCACGACAGGAUUGAUUCCUUAAGGGGAAACAUUUUAAGGAAAUUCAACAAUCACUGGUUUGUUACCAUCACAUCAGUUGGGUUCAUCUGUCUUUUUUUAUAUACAUUAAUUUCUUACUGGUCUAGGUGUUUUCAUACCUGUGCCUGUAAAUAUACAUUUGACCAAGGACCCUUUACUAGUUUUAAAUUAGAUCUGUAACUUAAAUUGUAUUAUCCAAGAGGAAAAAAAGUUAUUUUGACAAGCCAUUUUCUUAUAUUGCAUCAUGGCAAAUACAAAUACAGAAAAAUAAAAAUUAUUUUUUCUCCUUUCAAAAGUCUUCAAGAGCAGUUUGAGAACCACCUUUACACUAUAUUUAUCACUACCUUUUUUUUUUUUUUACUUUGCACAAUUGCCGUUUUAGUAGGAAGUUAAGGUACAAAACGCAACUUUUUACAAAAUUCAAUAUAAUCUUCAUUGACUAAUAUUUCAUUUUAUGAACCUUUUAACUCGAGAGAGCUUUUUUUUUUUAGAAGAUAAGAAUGAUAAUGAAAAAUGGGAUUUGUUUUUUUGGAACAAUGUUUACACAGAAUCGCCAUUCAGAGUUGUAUUAUAGUGCAUUGUCUUGCAUGGCUGUCCAUAUAUCCGCCUGUGCCCUCCACAAACUGAAUAACAUUCCCCAAGUAACUCCUUUUAAAGAAAGAAUAUGGAAACGCUUGUCACUUAUAAGCAAUCUGCCACAUGUGUAGGUCUGUUUCUAACCUGCAUUGUUCUGUUGUAUUUGUUCCGUCUUCUUACAUAUGUUCGUGCCUUGAUAUCGGUUUACACUUGUUCUUUAGAGACAUGCUAUCUCCAUAGUGUGAAGUAGGGCUAUUUAUACUCCACUUUGGUUCACAUGACUAAUUAUAUAAGAUGCAUUAAAGCACAGACAAAUGGACGAGAGUCUGUCACUAAUCUUAAAGUAAUUGUAAUUCACUUGUUACAUGUAAAUAAAAGUUUACUCACA